Molecule: messenger RNA, 846 nt
Organism: Capsella rubella
Lineage: Eukaryota; Viridiplantae; Streptophyta; Magnoliopsida; Brassicales; Brassicaceae
Product: probable nucleoside diphosphate kinase 5
Exons: 5
Coding region: 157-702 (181 amino acids)
Biological process (GO): UTP biosynthetic process; GTP biosynthetic process; CTP biosynthetic process
Molecular function (GO): nucleoside diphosphate kinase activity
Source: RefSeq, a predicted model, not a curated record
UCGUGAGGACUGAGGAGCGUGCAAACUCGAUGAUGUUAAACGCGCGUUUCAAAGUUUCCCCGGCCGGAGGAGCAAACUUCCACGUUCGGCUUUCAUUUAUCUCAAAGUCACAACGCUCUCUUUCGCCUCCCAAAGUUUUGUUCGCCGAUCAAUUUUAUGUCAGGAUUCCGAUAUCCACUAGGGUUCCUCCUGCUUCUCGUCUCUCUCUCCUUGUCGCCGGUCAGGUGUUUAGGUAGCGGAGGAGCAAGUAGCCUAGAGAGAACAUUGGCUAUGAUAAAGCCUGAUGGAGUCUCUGGUAACUACAGCGACCUUAUCAAAAGGAUUAUAGUGGAGGCUAGUUUCAAUAUCGUCAAGGAGAUGCUUACUCUGCUGGACGAGCAGACGGCUUCUGCGUUUUAUCUCGAGCACUCUUCAAGGACCUUUUUUCCUCAUCUUGUUACAUACAUGACAAGUGGUCCGGUCUUGGUGAUGGUAUUGGAGAAGCGUAACGCGGUUUCUGAUUGGCGUGGUUUAAUCGGCCCAACAGAUGCGCAAAAGGCUAAGAUAUCUCACCCUCACAGCAUCAGAGCAUUAUGUGGUAAGGACUUGCAAAGAAAUUGUGUGCAUGGCUCGGAUUCAACAUCAUCAGCUGAACGAGAGAUCAAGUUUUUCUUCAAGGACGUAGUUUCAGGUGACGUGGCUUCACAACAUGACGAACUAUAAGAAAACACCAAUACAGGGUUCUGUUGUUGUUGUUGUAAUCUUGUAACUGUUGGUUUAGCAUCAGUGUAUGAUUUGGAUUCGAACUUUUUUGCAAUUUGCAACUAGCAAAUGAUUUAUACUACAAGUGAAAGGAAUCAAUCACCA